Mya arenaria is the source of this 5036-nucleotide messenger RNA. Its product is annotated as tudor domain-containing protein 7-like. Bases 194 to 3682 code for a protein of 1162 amino acids. The record is from RefSeq and is a predicted model, not a curated record. The transcript is spliced from 28 exons. Lineage: Eukaryota; Metazoa; Mollusca; Bivalvia; Myida; Myidae. Gene Ontology annotation, biological process: lens morphogenesis in camera-type eye; lens fiber cell differentiation; spermatogenesis.
UCCCUCCAGAGAGUUAUUUCCCUUGAAUCGUACUUUCCAGGAAGACUUUUAGGUUUUAGUUAAAAAAAAACAUUAUAAAAUUUGUUAUUCACCACAAUCGUUAUCUUUGCAAUUCACGUUAUUAUCUGGCUCCGGUUUGAGACGUCUUUCACAAGAAACUAGUCGCGUUUGGUCGAGUUAAAAGUGUAUCGCCAUGGCGGGGGAUGGUGAGCUGAAGAUGGUGAAGUCCAUGGUGAGAUCUGUCCUCCUCAGCUGCAAGGAGGGAGUUCCUGCAGACAUGCUUCAGAGGGACUACAAGGGCAUUGUCGGAGAGUUCAUACCAUGGAAAAAACUGGGGCAUGCAUCAUUUGAAAACUUCAUUAUGUCCAUUCCAGAUGUUGUCAGGAUUGAGCGACGGGGUGCAGAUUUCAUACUGAGAGCUGUGGCGGAUGAGACCACCGCCCACAUACAAAAACUUGUUUCCAAACAGAAGGGGAAGACACUGAAGAAGCCUGCGCGAAAGCCAAGAGUUGGCGGGGCAGGUCAGUUCCUGUCCCGAGGGCGUGGCAGACCCCCUCAAAAUAGACAACCUCCUCGAAACUACCCUGGCACACCCCAAAGAUAUGGAAUGCCCAGCUUCAUACCACCACCGUUUGUGAGCAAGCCAUUGACCCCUAUAACAGUACGCGUAGGGAAUAAUGCGUACGGUACACGUACCAUCAUGGUGAACAAAAUGCUGAAUAGGGCAGUUACAGACGCUCAAAUGGACAGACAGAAACCAGCCAAUAGUAAGUUUGAACUGCCCCCUCGGUUCCGUAGACAGGGUGGAACACCUGCUGUACCCCAACCACACAGCACACCCGUGAGACGACCCCCACCAUCCAAGAAUACCAGGGAAUUUGCUUCAAUGGCCAACCCAGAGUCUUACAUCAAUGAGUUAAAGCAGCACCUGGAUCAGACGAGGCAGAAGUUUACACACAACACUGUGCCGGCGGCCGGUGGCGGGUUUGUGUGUAGCCUGGUUAUUAACAAGAAUACAUACGGUAGUGAAGACAUCUUUGAGACGGAGAUCGAGGCGGAAGGGGCUGCAGCCCAGAAGGCCAUCAAGGGGCUGAAUAUUCGACAGGAGACCCCGCAAGUGUGGAAAGAGGAAAUAGAUUGGAACACUCCGACUGGUGUGUUAUGUAACCCAGGGAAAUUCCCAGUGUUAGACUGGGCACGGGAAGUCAGUAGGGAGGACAGAGUUGAUGAAUUCCCCGAGGAGCAGAAACAGUUGAUAAAAGACAGAGUCAAGCAGAUUUUGGAGACAAAGAAGAACGGCUUAUGGGGCACGAGAAUCCCGCCGCUGUACAAGGAGACGUUUAAUGAGGAGCCGCCCGCUGACCUGAUAGACAUGAUCAAGUCCUGGACUGAUAUAGCAUUAGUGGAAUUUGUGGCCAACACGGACAGGGACAUUGUGUAUCCGAUCAUACCGGAUGAGAAUAUGACCCUGACGAUCCCCCGGGAGGCAUUGAUACGUGACAGCGAGGGUGAGGUCAUAAUGUACACCUCAUUUGUAGACACGCCCGGCUGCUUCUUCUGUCAACGUGAAGACAGUAGUGCCACCAUUGACAACAUCUGUGAUACAUUGCAACAAGAAUGCAAGACCAUGAGCCCAGUGGAGCAAAGCAACCUGAAGCCUGGGCAGUUCUGUGCGGGUGUGUUUAGCGGAGAUGGACUCUGGACCCGCGCAGAGGUCAGCAAGGUCAAUGGCAAGGAGAGUGCAGAGCUGUUGUUUGUGGACUACGGUAAUGUUGACAUCGUGAAGCUAGCGGACAUUCGCUGGUUGUCCCCGGCAACCUCCAAGUACCCUGCCCAGUCUAUACAGUGUUGCCUCUAUGGCAUCGAACCUGUGCAGGGGGCAAGCAGCUGGAGUGACCAGGCCUGUAAGGUGUUUGCUGAGCUUGUGGAGGAGCAGGCCCUCAAGGUUGUGCCCAUGACAGUCUACGAAAACCUGGCAGUUGAAGUUGACAUGUAUCUGAAGUCUGACCCGACAGUUAGUGUCAGUGAGAGGCUUAUUAAAGCCGGGGUCGCUGCCUCGUGUAAGCAGGAAGAAGAGGAUGUACAAGAGAAAAUCAGCGAAGAAGGCCUUCAUCCAGCUGAGCUGUUGUUACCAGAGGACAAGGAAUGGGACGUGCAUAUAACAUACAUCAGCUCCUCCACUGAGUCUGUCAUGUUACGUCUGGUUGGGGAGGAGUUUAGUGAUAAACUAGAUGCAUACCAGUCUAAGCUACAGGAUGCAUUCAGGAGCAGCCCAGAUGAGACACGUAUACUGGAGAACCACACAUAUGUUGCCAUGGACGACGACCUCUUCCAUAGGGUCAGGGUCAUUUCCAAGGGAGAUAAAAUGGUGAAGUGUUACUUCCUAGACCACGGGGACACCGAUGACUUGCUGCCAAUGCAGUUACGGGCCCUUGAUCCACAGAUCAACAGGAUGCUACCAUACCAGGCGGUAGAGGUAAGCCUGUACGGUCUAGAGGAAGUGUGCACCAACAUCACCGCUCUGGAGAGGAUGUGUGAACUUGCACUGGGCAAGACUUGUGUUGCUGAAGUCAUAGACAGAGUCGACAUACCUGCCGUGGUUCUAUAUGACACCUCCGGAGAUUCUGACCUCAACAUCAACGAGACAAUCCUGCGCACAAUAGCGUCUGAGGGGGGCGGCAUUGACUCACCAAAGACUAUAUCCCCCAUCACUUCAGCAUCACAAACACCAAACAGAGUGCUUUCCCCUGUUCCAAAUAUAGAAUCAAGAACAGACAAUACUAGUGGGAGAGUGAGCUCCCCUGUUCUAAAUAUAGAAACAAGAACACAUAACCCUAGUGCUUUACCAGAUAAUUUGAAAAGAAAUACUAGUCCAAGAUCAGACAAUAGAAUUCCAAGUAUAGAAAAUAAUUCCAGCAUUCCAACAACGAGAACAGAAGCAAUCAAUGAUUUGAAUAAUGAUAUACAAAACAUGAAAGUGUCCAAUGCCGAUCAGGACAACAAUAGCGAUCAGGACAACAAUAACGUCAGCAAGAGUGCCAUAAAUAGUGACAGUGUAAGCAGAUCGAGCGAGGGGAAAUCAACAAGUGGCCUCACUCCAUUUGUGAUACCCCCUGUUGGAGAAUAUAUAGAUGUUCAUGUAAACUUUGUGGAGGACCCUCAUAGCUUUGUGUGUAUACCGUACAACGAGAUGGGAAAGUUGAACAAACUGUUGGUGGACAUGCUUCACUUCUACAGAAACACAGAAAUGCCUGAGCUGUCUAAUGAAGAGGUCCAUGUCGGCCAGUAUUACGCGGCAGUGAAGGAUGGAAUUUGGUAUCGAGUCCGGGUCAGCAGCCUUGUAGGACAGGAUCUGGUAUCUGUGUAUGAGGCUGACAUCGGUGAACAUACAGCCAUGAUGAUAGCAGAGUUACGCACCCUUGUCCCACAGUUCACACAGCUUCCCAUGAUGGCUUUCACGGCAAAACUAGGAGGAAUUUUGCCGGAAGGACCCACUUGGUCCGAAGCAGCCAAGUAUAAAUUUAUUGAGCUGGCCCGCGAUCAUGACCUGGUUGGCCUGGUACAGGGCGUUGAUGCGGUGACGGGGCAGGUGAAUCUACGCCUCAUUGAUACGUCUUUGGAACAGUACGACGUCUGCGUUGAUGAAAUGCUGGUCAAGCUGCAAUAUGCUUCACGAUUAUAAUCUUGACAGUUUAAGCCUUUACAUAGAAUUUUAAAUGGGCUAUAUUAAGAAAUGAAGUCUAACUUGAGAAUCAUGUGCUGAAAUGGUCGGCUGAUUUAGUUUGAUUUUUAUUCCAGCAACACAUUCCAUUGUUGGAAUGAUAUGUAUAUUCAAGGCACUCUUUAACACAAAACUACCAUUUAAAAUAUGUGAUUUAUUGCCUGGGUAAUGUUUAACCUAGUCUACUUGUAUGAGCUUUUCGGAAAUAUAUACGAGUUUUAUCUAGCAUAUAAAAAGCUGUUCAGAGAAGGAACUACUAUUCUACUUUUUACGUAGAGUUACAUUCUAUUCAGAAGUGUACAGUACAUUUUGCGUAGGCUUAAAAAUGUGCUAACUCUGAUCAUGAAUUUUAAAGAUAUUUAUGCUAUAAACUCAGAAUCAUACUAUAACCGUGAAAUUUAAACUUCGCUUAAAACUUAUCGUAAUUGCAUGGAAAUACUUUUAUUUGCUAGAAUAAAUUUGCAUCUUGUUCAGUGUGAUUCAAUAUUUUAAUAAUAGAGAAUAAUUAAAAUUUGAUGUUGAUGACAAAUUAUACUCCCACUGCUUUUAAAUGGAUUUUAGAAAACACAUCCACUGUUUAUAUUUUAUGUUUUAUUUUUUUUAACAAAGAAUUGAGGUUGCAGCUAUGUAAACAAUAAUGUAGCUACAUACAGUUACACAGCACAAAUACACACGGAUUACUUCAGUACUCACAUGUAAAUACAUUAUGUAAAUAUUUCAGUGCUUGCAUUACAAAACUCAAAACUCUUUAUUAAAGCAUUAACCACACUGUCAGAAAAAUAUUCAAAAUAGUUGAAAUGUAUUUUGCUGUCCUGGCCUCAAUUUCUCAAAACUUCUUAAGUCCCUUAUAACAGGAUUCAGCUAAACUCACUAUUUUUGAUUUUCAAUAACUUGUAUAAUAUUUACUUCUUUAAAAGUUUUUAUACUUUAGAUAGGAAUUAUCUUUAUGCUAGUUAAAUUAAACCAUUUUUCAUUUAUCAAAAUUCCAUUCAAGUAUGUAUUUUCCGUAAUUGAAAUAAGCUACUUACAUUGUAAGCCUGUGAAGCUUAAGAAGUUUUGAGAAAUUGGGGCCAGUAUAUUACAUGUAUUAAGACAAAGUUUCGCUAUAUUAUGUGGAACGUGCAUAUGUAUUCUUGUGUGUGAUGUACAUAUUCUUGUACAGUGUAUGUUUGGGUGAGAGGACAGUCUAAUGUGUAUCAAUAUGGAGUGGAGUGUGUUUGGAUGACAGGACAGUGCAUGUGUUUGUCAAAAAUUCAGUUAUUGUGUUUCCUCUACAAAUUGUGUUAUGAUUUGAAUAAAAAUGAAAGUGAUGUUA